AUGGCUGAGGAGGAGCUGGAGGCUCUGAGGAAGCAGAGGCCGGCCAAACUGCAGGAGAAGCAUGGGGAUCCUGGCGAUGCAGCACAACAGGAAGCAAAGCACAGGGAAGCAGAAAUGAGAAACAGUAUCUUAGCCCAAGUCCUGGAUCAGUCAGUCCGGGCCCGCUUAAGUAACUUAGCACUUGUAAAGUCCAAACAAACUAAAGCAGUAGAGAAUUACCUCAUACAGAUGGCAAGAUAUGGACAACUAAGUGGGAAGGUAUCAGAACAAGGUUUAAUAGAAAUCCUUGAAAAAGUAAGCCAACAAACAGAAAAGAAAACCACAGUUAAAUUCAACAGAAGAAAAGUCAUGGACUCUGAUGAAGAGGACGAUUAUUGAAAUUUAAGAUGUU
Messenger RNA from Neomonachus schauinslandi (Hawaiian monk seal), 391 nucleotides. RefSeq names its product programmed cell death protein 5-like. The transcript has a single exon. Gene Ontology annotation, cellular component: cytosol; nucleus. Lineage: Eukaryota; Metazoa; Chordata; Mammalia; Carnivora; Phocidae. The record is from RefSeq and is a predicted model, not a curated record. Gene Ontology annotation, molecular function: DNA binding. Bases 1 to 378 code for a protein of 125 amino acids.